UCUUAAAUUUGCACUGUGCCCGCAGACUCGGAGCUGGUCAAUCGCACGCAAUGAGCAAAAGACAGCGAGCAGCCCCCACCGACAGGCCCUCGUACCCUCGAAAACGCGCGGUCCAGGCCUGCCACACGUGUCGCCGGAAGAGAAUCAAGUGCGACAACGAACACCCCGCGUGCGGAUCUUGUGUCCAGCUGGGCAUGGAAUGCAUCUACAGGGAGAAUGACAAGUCCACCUUCGACCCAGCCAGCAUCGCCAUCCUCCAUCGUCUGGAUACCCUGGAGUCGCUUGUGAGGACAGUCAUCCCCGUCGGUGUACCGGCGCAACCCAGCCCGGUCGCGACCCUGAACAACCUCUGUUCGCCGGCCCUGGAGCGGACCCAGUCCAGUGCUGCCUACCAUCUCAACAUCGAGUCCAUUCUGGCAUGGCCGGUGUUCCAACAUCGGGUCCUUGAACCAAGGCCGCCGUUGGGUGCGCUUCUCCAGUCCAGAGAUUCUGCAACCGAGCCGCCUUUGCGCGGGCUGGAUUUUGAAACCAGCAGUGCGCGGCAGCUGUUCCACAAUUUCCUCACGCACGUCCACACCUACAAUCCGGUCUCUGAGGCCGAGGAGAUCGAAAAGUACAUCCGCGACGCUUUGUUUGACGGGUUUGGCUGGGAUGCUAAAUCGUGUUUACUCCUGUUGAUCUUUGCGCUGGGAGCCAUUUCCAGUCCGGGUUUUGAUUCCGCUUCGGCCACCUCCUCGGCCUUCCUACAAUCAGAGGAAUAUGCAGACGCAGAGCGAUACUUUCACGCGGCUCAGAAGAGGCUCGGGGGGUUGCUUUGCAAGGAUGGUUUGAUAGAGACGCAGGUCUUCUUCUAUGCAGGGGUGUACCUGAUGACGACGCUGCGGCCGUUGGAGGCGUGGAGGAUGUUUGUCCAAGCAUUGGCCUGCUGCGAGACGUUCAACAGUAGUCAUUGUCUGGCCGCAGGCCACACCGACUCGGGGGCUACUCGUCAACGGAGUAUCUACUGGACGUGCUUCAAGUCCGAACUGGAGCUUCGCCUGGAAUUGAAUGUGGGCAGAAGUCACGGUCUGGACUUGACCUACCCUGCAUUAUUCCCAUCACCACCAACAGGCCUCAAACCCGAAGAAGAAGCCGUAUGGUACUUUUACCUUGCAGAGAUCGCUCUGCGACGGUUGGGUAACCGCAUUCUCAACCAUCUCUAUGAAGAGACCACCCGUGACAACGAGGUGCAGGUCGAGGCUACCCUGAAUUUCGAGGACCAGGCAAAUGGCCUGCUCACCUCUCUCCCCGCCCUACUCGACCUCAACGCCCCUUCCAACCAGGCCCCGAACGAUGCUUCUGACCAACAUGCCGCGCUGCGAUUCAUCCUCAAUGGCCAUCUGAUCGACUGCUACGAGAUGAUGUACUGGCCGUUUGUGGUCGACGCCAUCCAUGAGAACCACCCCACAGAAGAGUUCCAUGGAUUGUUUGCCGGGUUUGCCCGCAAAGGGUUCGACGUGUGUAUCCGUCGGAUCGCGCAGAAUGAGCGAGGCUUCUUCCAUCGCCACCACGGCACAUGGCUCAUGCUGAGGUCCUGUACGAGGAGCGCCCUUGUCCUGAUCGCGGGUGCCAUGCAGGGUCUGGCGGCACUGCUCCCUGCAGAUUGGGAAAGGGCUGUCGAGAAAGUACUGGUUUUACUGAGAUACUGGAAAGACGAGGCCGAGGAUGUUGCCGACCGAUUGGAGCUGUUGGAGGGUCUGAUGGAUGCUCUCGCCGCCGAGACACAACCCGGUCAAGGGGACUAAAUGGAAUUUGCUUCUCGGAUAUAUACAUGUAGCAGCUGAAAUCAUUUCCUCGCAAGGACAAGUCGCACUUCCUCAAGACGCUCCAUCCUCACGAUGUGCCCAUCUGGUAACGACACGGCGAUCGACCCCCCUUCUGUAAAUUCCAACGACAGCGAUAGCUGGACAGCAUCCCCCUCGGGCUUCCAGUGGACAUGUGCAAUCCCCAAAAAAUCAUCCCUGAGGAUUGGAACCUUGGCGCGGAACUCGUUGAACAGAGC
Messenger RNA from Aspergillus calidoustus, 2041 nucleotides. The record is from the annotation of a GenBank genome assembly. NCBI's taxonomy places the organism in Eukaryota, Fungi, Ascomycota, Eurotiomycetes, Eurotiales, Aspergillaceae.